GGUGCGCACGACCGGGCUUCUUCUUCACGCCUCUCCGUGGUGCCGGUGACGCGUCAGUCCGCGUUGAAAGAUGGCUGCGGUGGAGCGGGUUCAGGUCAGAGAAGGCUUCCGGAUAGUUGUCCUGUGCGUGUGCUGGUACACCGUCAGCUCGGGCGGCAACGUCAUCAACAAAAUCAUCCUCAAUGGGUUCCCCUACCCGGUCACGGUGUCUCUCUUUCAUAUAUUCUCCAUUGUCGUGUUCCUCCCGCCGUUGCUGCGGGCAUGGGGAGUCCCCAAAACAGAACUACCGAGAAGGUACUACUGGUGGUCCAUUCUUCCUUUGGCUUUCGGGAAAUACUUUGCAUCGGUGUCGGCCCACUUCAGCAUAUGGAAGGUACCUGUUUCCUACGCGCACACCGUCAAAGCCACGAUGCCAAUAUGGGUUGUGCUCUUGUCAAGAAUCAUCAUGAGAGAGAAGCAGACUACCAAGGUGUACAUAUCUCUGAUCCCCAUCAUUGGCGGAGUGCUGCUGGCCACAGCGACAGAACUGUCCUUCGACGUUUCGGGUCUCAUCAGUGCUCUGGCUGCCACGCUCUGCUUCUCCCUACAGAAUAUAUUCUCCAAAAAGGUGUUGCGUGACACUCGAAUCCACCACCUGCGGUUGCUCAACAUCUUGGGCUUCAAUGCAGUAAUAUUCAUGCUGCCCACCUGGGUGCUGGUGGACCUCUCUGUCUUUCUUGUCAACGACGAUCUGUGGGACAUGUCGGGGUGGACCAGAACUGUCGUUCUCCUGCUCAUCAGUGGCUUUUGCAACUUCGCUCAGAACGUCAUCGCCUUCAGCGUGCUUAAUCUGGUCAGCCCGCUCAGCUACGCCGUGGCAAACGCUACCAAAAGGAUUAUGGUUAUCAGCAUCUCACUUUUUAUGCUGCGUAACCCUGUGUCACUCACCAAUGUGAUGGGCAUGAUGACGGCCAUAGUCGGGGUCUUCCUCUACAACAAGGCCAAGUAUGAUGCUCACCAAGACAAGAAACUGCUGCCGAGCAACAAACAGGACCUGAUGUCCUUUGACAACCCAGCAUUACAGAAGCUUCAGGCCAACGGGUCAGUGCCUUUCUCCCAUGGUUCAAAGCAGCAGCAGCAGCAGCAGCACAGUUGGAACAACGUGCUCACCGACCACUUCCAGUACAGUCGCCAGACCUACACGUCAAACUACAACAGCAACCACCAAUAUGUGGUGUAAAAGAAGAUAGACAUGAGUUUGUGUGUGUGUUUGUGUGUGUGAUUGUGUGUGUGUGUGUGUGUGUGUGUGUGUGUGUGUGUGUGUGUGUGUGUGUGUGUGUGUGUGUGUGUGUGUGUGUGUGUGUGUGUGUGUGUGUGUGUGUGUGUGUGUGUGUGUGUGUGUGUGUGUGAUACUCACCAUCCCAGCCGCACUAGUCUGCUCUAAACAUGAGACUCAGGCCCAGCCCAGACAGGAAGAGCAAGACGGCUGUCAUGAAAGGGUCAGUGACCUCUCCCAUGCCCCUUAAUGUCCAAAGCUCGCUGCGUGAUCCCGUCCAUCACACACAACGCUCAUUUCAUCUACAGAUGGUGAGUGAUGGAUAAAACCUAUUGUUUUUUUUUUUGUUUACUUUCAAAGGGAGUGAUGUCAACUGCGACCUCACGCCGACAGUCUAUCAUGUUACAUCUGGUAACAAGCGGAACGCCUUAAUGUUUGGAUUUUAGGCUUGUACUAUUCUUCGCCAAGCUUGUGUCAUGGUGGCCGGGAGGGAUGAGCUGCUGAAAGUCUAGUUUAUAAAAGAAGAACACAAUUAGCCCACGUCAGCGCACACGCAGGAAGCAUUCAUAUCCCAUCAGACUUUGAAUUAGAAAAAGGUGUGAGACAAGUUCUGAUACGCAGAACAGUCAGUGACCACUACUAUUUUCUUACAGCGCUGAAAAUAAAUCAAAUACUGAAAGUUUACGGAACAAAAAUGUCCUUGUAAAAUAUCCAUUUUUUAAAAUUGUUCAAACUUUGUGUAGGAAGUGUAGAAUCAUGCCACCCUUGGAUCGCAGUCUAUUUUGAUAUUGAUCCCUGGUAUUUAUUUAUCAGGUCGAGUGGGACAUCCUCUCUCCUGUCCAGGCCAAGUGUCAACCCUGAACCAAAGCUCCUCUGUCAUAUUUAGCCUUUCUUGAGUUUGCACAUAAUUUAAAAAGAACAAGUUGUAUAUGAGUGUAGGUGGUGACGGAACACCACUUACAGUACAUACUGUACCACACAUGACAUAUCUUGUCAUAGAACCAGCGCUUCGUUUUGUGCAAUAAUCCAUUGAACUGCCAACCGAGAUGGAUUAUGGAUUAGAUUGCCAUUGAUUGCGGUGUCGCUAGAUCGGUUAUUUAUUUGGGAUGGACACUGAACAUUUUGAUGCAGAAAUUUAAAGUAUAUGAGUUGUUCUACUGUUUUUUCCAAUAUUUGCUAACUGUUUAGUGUUGCGGGGACAAUAAGACACUUCCACAAGGAACUCACAUACACACGCAGUUUGUGGUUAAAUAUCUUUAAAUCAAUCCACUCUUCAAAUAGCAUAUUUUUAUAAGUCAUUUAAAGUUAUUUUAUGUCUCAUAUAAUCCCCUCCUAAAAAUGUACAUCUACUCCUUUUCCCUCAUGGAAGAUAAUGUUACAUCAAAAGGCAGGUUGACACCGUGCACUUAAGCAAUGUGAAAAAUUCCGCCAUUACAAUGACAUUAAGCUUGCAUUGGUCCAGCACCCCCCGUGACCCCAAAAAGGGACAAGCGGUAGAAAAUGGAUUAAUGGAUGGAUGGUGCACAAUUGUACUUUUUUCAUCCCACAUCUUUUUGGUAUAAUGCAGCUUUUCAUGUUUUGUUCUUGUGAAAUAUAGAAACCACGGCAAACUAUAACCACAAUAAUAAGGAAGAAUACCUCAUGCAGAAUGUUUUGAUACUGCAUCUCAUUGGUGAGUACAGUAUCAAUAAACAAAACUGUCCCACAUUAGGUUGAAUCAAAACCUCUUAAAACCAAUCUUUUGAUAAUAAUUACAUGUAUUUAAUCAUGCUUAUGUUAUUACUCACCAUCAACCAAUAGAAUAUAACAUGUAAAAGACAGGACAUGUUGACUGUCAACACAUCUCUUAUUAAUGAUUCAAUCAUGCAUUAAUUUUGGUCUUGGGUGGUUUUACACAAAAAGUUAGGAAUAUUCGGUUUUCAGGUUCUACUUCGGGAUGAACCUAAAAUGCACUUUGCUUUGUAACUUGUCACUCAAUUAAAAUUAAGUUUGAAGUAAAAAAAAAUACUAUUGUUAGCACUUUAUAAUAAGUACACAGUCCCACUAUUAAGCACUAGUAAAUACUGACUUCAAUAAUUUUACCAAGCAUAUUUCUGACAUCAGUAUGCAGUUUAUAAACAGUUAUAAAUGUUUUAUUCAUACUGUAUUAAUAAGCUCAGCUAUAAAAAAAAAAAAAAGAAGCUUAAUGGUUGCAUUUUUACCCUUUUAUAGAUGAUUGAUUCAGCAUUUUCACAUUAUGUUUAGGUAUUGUCAAUAGUUUGUUCGGUCAUUUAGAAAGUGUAGAUAAAUAAGACUUAAUAAUCUGUAGACAUUAUAUAUACAUGCACUUACUGCAUUGAGACAUGUACUCAUGGUUAUGUUUAUAACUGUCUUUAAAAAGCGUACUAAUGAGUAUGAAUGUAUUCAUCAAAUAAGCUUUACUAAUGUUAAAUGGUGUGUACUUAUUAUAAAAGGUUACAGUAGUUCUUGUGAACCAACUAAGAAAUGACGAUCUAAGAGGUGUGUUUGAUAUCUCUCGAUUAAGAAAGAAAUGGAAGCUUGUCAGGUUAAGUUGUCAAGAUUGCAUCCAUACUUACUUCCCCAUAUCAUGUUUUGUUAGGUGCUCAUGUUGCCAAAAGCAAAGUGCACCACAAGGUGGAGGCCUUGCCUUGUUGUUGGAGUUGAUGAAAUGACUUUCUGAUUGUCAAGCUGCUUAUUUGAGUCUCGUGGACACUUCUAGAGAACUUGCUCAAUUUAAAACUAUCCGCUUUCAUUUUGAUCACUGGGAUGUAUAGUACAUGUCAAUAAGGAAGCGGGUGGUUUCUUUGUAAAACUUGUAUGAUUAUUAUUUUUCUCUGUCUUUCAGAGUUUAUACUCAACUAAUGUUUAUAGAUUUUUAUUUAUGGUUGUCUCGGUACAAAACAUUGUAACAACGGUGCAGCUCCGGGCAGUUGUGUCGCUGAUUAUGAUUUAGAAAAUGCUAUUUUUAAAUGUGGAAAAAUAAAUAGAAUACUGAACUGA
This is a messenger RNA of Entelurus aequoreus (snake pipefish), 4255 nucleotides long. It is a transcript of the gene slc35e1, whose product is annotated as solute carrier family 35 member E1. Lineage: Eukaryota; Metazoa; Chordata; Actinopteri; Syngnathiformes; Syngnathidae. The transcript has 6 exons. Gene Ontology annotation, molecular function: antiporter activity. Gene Ontology annotation, cellular component: Golgi apparatus. Bases 71 to 1219 code for a protein of 382 amino acids. The record is from RefSeq and is a predicted model, not a curated record.